Molecule: messenger RNA, 351 nt
Organism: Vicia villosa (hairy vetch)
Lineage: Eukaryota; Viridiplantae; Streptophyta; Magnoliopsida; Fabales; Fabaceae
Product: amino acid transporter AVT6C-like
Exons: 2
Coding region: 10-351 (113 amino acids)
Biological process (GO): amino acid transmembrane transport
Molecular function (GO): amino acid transmembrane transporter activity
Source: RefSeq, a predicted model, not a curated record
UUUCAUAUCAUGUUGACAUUUCCUCUCCUCAAUUUCUCAUUGAGAACCACCGUUGAUGAAUUUCUCUUCCCUAAAAGAUCUUUGUUAGCCAUGGAUAACAAGAGAUUUAUGAUCUUGACACUCGCUCUGUUGGUUCUUAGUUACAUUGCUGCGGUAGCAAUUCCGGAUAUUUGGUACAUUUUUCAGUUCAUGGGAUCAACCUCUGCUGUUUGUCUUUCCUUUGUUUUCCCUGGUUCUAUUGUUUUAAGGGAUAUUCAUGGUAUAUCAACGAGAAAGGACAAGAUUAUAGCACUUGUUAUGGUUAUACUAGCUGUAGGAACAAGUGUGAUUGCUAUCUCCAACAACAUAUAA